GGAAACGUGAAGCGUAGUGGCACGCUAUAUACAGUAGCACGUUAGUUCCAUCAUUGUCACUGAUAUAACCAAAUCCUCCGGCACUUUGAGAUUCAGUGAAAAGAAAACCCUAAUAAUCCUUCUUCCGCCGCCGGCUAGUUUUCAUGGCGGAACAAUCUUCGGAAAUCCCCGAAACUCUGUCGUCGAAAAUGGAGGCUGUUUCCAUCGCAUCAACUCAGGCAUCUUCUUCUUCUGCUGGAUUACAGAUAAGCGAAGAUGUGGAGAAGAGAUACCAGAUUGUUAGGAGCAUCGGUGAGGAAUGCAUUCAGGAGGAAGAGCUUAAGAAUCUUCUUGCUAAGAAAGCUGCUCCGAUUUGCUACGACGGGUUUGAACCAUCUGGAAGGAUGCACAUUGCUCAGGGAGUGAUGAAGGUCAUCAAUGUGAACAAAUUGACUUCAGCUGGUUGCCGAGUCAAGAUUUGGAUUGCUGAUUGGUUUGCUCAGUUGAACAACAAAAUGGGUGGUGACUUGAAGAAAAUCAAAGUGGUUGGAGAAUACUUCCAAGAGAUUUGGAAGGCUGCUGGGAUGAACAAUGACAAAGUUGAGUUUUUGUGGUCGUCCGAUGAAAUUAAUGCCAGGGCAGACAAGUACUGGCCUCUUGUGAUGGACAUUGCUCGCAAAAACAAGCUCCCUAGAAUCUUAAGGUGUGUGCAGAUUAUGGGACGUAGUGAGACCGAUGAACUGAGUGCUGCCCAGAUCCUUUACCCAUGCAUGCAAUGUGCAGAUAUUUUCUUCCUCGAGGCUGAUAUUUGCCAGCUUGGGAUGGAUCAAAGAAAAGUAAACGUGCUAGCGAGAGAAUACUGUGAUGACAUAAAGAGGAAAAACAAACCAAUAAUCUUGUCGCACCAUAUGCUUCCUGGACUCCAACAAGGACAGGAAAAGAUGUCCAAAAGUGAUCCAUUAUCUGCCAUCUUUAUGGAAGAUGAGGAGGCUGAAGUUAAUGUGAAGAUCAAGAAAGCUUACUGUCCUCCGAAAAUUGUGCAAGGGAAUCCAUGCCUUGAAUACAUCAGAUACAUCGUUCUACCGUGGUUUGAUGAGUUCACAGUUGAGCGAAAUGAAGAGUAUGGUGGUAACAAGACAUUCAAAAACUUUGAAGAGAUUGCUGCUGAAUAUGAGAGCGGCGAAUUGCACCCUGGGGAUUUGAAGAAAGGCUUGAUGAACGCGUUGAAUAAGAUCUUGCAACCUGUUCGUGAUCAUUUCAAAACAGAUGAGCGCGCCAAGAAUCUGCUCAGACAGAUCAAGGCUUACAAAGUCACCAAAUAAAUUACAGACCAAGAAGCUUACGUGUGUCAUUCUUUCAGCAAAACAUAUCUCGAAUUUUAUGAAACUUGUAUGUGUACUUUUUAUUGGGUAUUAUUAUCAGAUACUUCUAGUUGCUCUCUCCAAUUUUGGAGGUCAAUAAACUGCAUACUUUUGAAAUUACGUAAA
Eutrema salsugineum is the source of this 1466-nucleotide messenger RNA. Its product is annotated as tyrosine--tRNA ligase 1, cytoplasmic. Gene Ontology annotation, molecular function: tyrosine-tRNA ligase activity; ATP binding. Bases 144 to 1301 code for a protein of 385 amino acids. Gene Ontology annotation, biological process: tRNA aminoacylation for protein translation. Lineage: Eukaryota; Viridiplantae; Streptophyta; Magnoliopsida; Brassicales; Brassicaceae. The record is from RefSeq and is a predicted model, not a curated record. The transcript has 10 exons.